AUGGAAGAAAUAUUAAACAAUUACCCAAAUGUUUUUCAACUUCACAAGUAUAUAAAAGAAAACAUUAAAUUUAUUAAUGAUUAUAAAAUUAUCAGAACAUUAAGUCAAGGAAAAUUAAACAAAAUAAUAUUAUGUGAAAAAGAUAAUAAAUUGUAUGUACUUAAAAAAUAUAAUAAAAAAUGGUUAGAGAAAAAAAGAGAUUUUUACAAAAAUACUAAUAAUAAAGUUAUUUUAAAAUCUAAGUUUGAUGAUUUAAAAACAGAAUUACAAAUUUUAAUUGAUAUAAAUAAUGAAUAUUGUUUAAGUUGUGAUGGAAUUAUAACAGAUUAUAACAAGAUUUAUGUUCUAAAUGAAUAUAUGGAGAAUGAGAGUAUAUUAAAAUUUGAUGAGUUUUUUUAUGUUUUAGAUAAAGAAGAAAUGUUUUUUAUUCCUAUAGUUGUUAUAAAAUGUAUAAUUAAAAAUAUUUUAAAAUCUUUCCUAUACAUUCAUAAAACAAAAAACAUUUGCCAUAGAGAUGUUAAACCUUCUAAUAUUUUAUUAAACAAAAAUGGCAGAAUUAAAUUAUGUGAUUAUGGAGAAUCACAAUAUAUGUUUAAUAAAAAAAUAAAAGGAACAAAAGGUACAUAUGAGUUUAUGCCACCUGAAUUUUUUUCUAAAGAAUCCUGUUACGAUGGUGAAAAAGUGGAUAUUUGGAGUUUAGGAAUAUGCUUAUAUGCUUUAUUUUAUCGUGUUUUGCCAUUUAGAGCGAAGAAUUCAUUAAUUCAAUUAUUCAAUGAUAUAGGAAAAGGGGAAAUUGAAUAUCAUAAAGAUAGAAAUUAUUUUUUAUUUCAAUUAACAAAAAAAAAAUGUGAUUGUUCUAGUAACUCCUUAACAAACGAAGAUAUCAACUUUUUGAAAUGUAUUCUAAAAAAAAAUCCAAAUGAAAGAUAUACUUCUGAACAAGCAUUAAAAAAUAAUUGGCUUAGUGACGUAAAUUAUAAAUACAUUGAAGACUAUUCUAAAGAAAUUUAUAAAAAAAAAAAUAAAUUAUAA
Molecule: messenger RNA, 1032 nt
Organism: Plasmodium relictum
Lineage: Eukaryota; Apicomplexa; Aconoidasida; Haemosporida; Plasmodiidae
Gene: PK7
Product: protein kinase 7, putative
Exons: 4
Coding region: 1-1032 (343 amino acids)
Biological process (GO): protein phosphorylation
Cellular component (GO): cytoplasm
Molecular function (GO): ATP binding; protein serine/threonine kinase activity
Source: RefSeq, a predicted model, not a curated record